This is a messenger RNA of Daucus carota subsp. sativus, 1717 nucleotides long. Its product is annotated as probable polygalacturonase At1g80170. Gene Ontology annotation, biological process: carbohydrate metabolic process. The transcript is spliced from 9 exons. The coding region runs from base 125 to 1513 and encodes 462 amino acids. Gene Ontology annotation, molecular function: polygalacturonase activity. NCBI's taxonomy places the organism in Eukaryota, Viridiplantae, Streptophyta, Magnoliopsida, Apiales, Apiaceae. The record is from RefSeq and is a predicted model, not a curated record.
AAGACAUAAUCCACUUAAUAUCCUCAAUUUUCUACACUAAUCAUUUCAUAUAUAUUAAGACCCCGCGUAUUCUUGAUAUUUAUGUAAAACAAGCGAUUUGUACAACUGCCAAAACCAGUUAAUUAUGGAGAACAUAAUCUUAAUUGCUUCUGUUUUCUGUCUUAUUAUAGUGGUUCAUGGAAUGGAAAACAUUUUGGCUGAUGACAUUGCUAAUCGUUGGAAUCUUGAUGAAUUUGAAUUUGAUGAAGGUGGUGAGGUAGACGAUCCUCUGUUCUGGAGAAGUGAACGUGGUAGCAAGAUUCUUGUGAAUGUUGAUAGCUUAGGUGCAGUUGGAGACGGAAUUGCAGAUGAUACUCAGGCUUUUGUGAAUGCAUGGAAGCAAGUCUGCUCUACACCGAAAUCUGUCCUCUUGGUACCCAAAGGAGGCCGGUACCUUGUUAAUGCAACUAGGUUUAAAGGGCCUUGUGCUGAUAAGUUGAUAAUUCAGAUUGAUGGAACAAUUGUAGCACCAGACGAACCUAAGGACUGGGAUCCAAAGAGUCCACGAAACUGGAUUGUUUUUUCAAAUCUGAAGGCUGUUUUUUUCCAAGGAAGUGGAACUAUCGAUGGCUCAGGCAGCAAAUGGUGGGAAGAAUCCUGCAAAAAGAACAAGACGAAUCCUUGCAAAGGAGCACCAAGUGCAUUUACUAUCGAUUCAAGCUCAGCGGUUAGGGUGAAAGGCCUUACUUUUCAACACAGUCAGCAAAUGAACUUUGUCAUUUCUCGUUGUGAAGCUGUUCGUGUGUACAACGUACUUGUAAGUUCACCAGAGGACAGUCCCAACACUGAUGGAAUCCAUAUCACCGGGUCAACGAAUGUCAUUAUCCAGAAUACUAAAAUUGGAACAGGCGAUGACUGCAUUUCAAUUGUCAAUGGUAGCUCAAAUAUCAAGAUGAAGAUGAUCUCUUGCGGACCUGGUCAUGGAAUUAGCAUUGGAAGCCUCGGGAAGGACAACUCGACAGGCAUAGUUUCACAGGUAGUCGUAGACAAUGCAUUUCUUCGAGGGACUACAAAUGGUCUCAGAAUCAAGACUUGGCAGAGUGGAUCAGGUUAUGUUAGGUCAAUACGCUACCAAAACGUAAGGAUGGAGGAUGUGGCCAACCCCAUCAUAAUUGAUCAAUUCUACUGUGAUUCUCCAAAAUCUUGUGAUCAAAGCCAGACAUCAGCUAUUGAAAUAAGCCAAAUCAUGUACCGGAACAUAAGUGGAACUUCAAAGAGUGCAAAGGCCAUGAAUUUUGCAUGCAGCGACGCAGUUCCUUGCAGCCACAUUGUCCUGAACAACAUCAACUUAGAGAGGCUAGAUGGCACUGCAGAAACUUACUGCCAUGCGGUGACAGGCUUUCGCUAUGGAUAUGUGCUGCCUUCGGCUGAAUGCCUCUCUUCAUCUGACAAAGAGCCGAUUAUCACAUGUGAUCAAGAGGCCGAAUUUAAGAAGCAUCAUAGUAGAGAGCAACUCAUACACACUGAGCUCUGACAUGUUUUCUAGACUGCUGCAUACCUUAAAAGUGAUUAUACACUAGAUUAAAGUUUUCAUAGAUCAUGCAAUUUGAUAUAUGAUUUUGUUAAUCCAUCAUUGGGAGUGCGGUUAUAUGUAACAUAUGAUUAACUUGAAGCAAUAUAGUUUUAAUGAGAUUGUAUGUAAUAUGGUUUUGAAUAAAAUCUUUAAUGUGUUAUAGUA